UAGCCCCAACAUCUCAGCCUCUUGUGAUAUGUAUUCCGGAAAACCCUAGCCCGUACUGUGCUCGAGCUGUUUCGUUGCUAGGUUGCCAAUUCCAUCUCCACAACCAUGGCGGAUGUUGAAGCCGAUGUGACGGCAGGACAGCCAAAGAAGAGGACGUUCAAGAAGUUUAGUUACAGAGGCGUCGAUCUCGAUGCUUUACUUGACAUGUCCACUGACGAGCUUGUUAAGCUCUUUAAUGCUCGUCCUCGCAGAAGGUUCCAGAGAGGUUUGAAGAGGAAGCCAAUGGCCUUGAUCAAGAAGCUGCGCAAGGCGAAACGUGAGGCGCCACCAGGGGAGAAGCCAGAGCCUGUCAAGACUCAUCUGAGGAACAUGAUUAUUGUUCCUGAGAUGAUUGGAAGUGUCAUUGGAAUCUACAAUGGAAAGACGUUCAAUCAGAUUGAGGUCAAGCCUGAGAUGAUUGGUCACUAUCUGGCUGAGUUCUCAAUCUCAUACAAGCCUGUCAAGCACGGGAGACCCGGUAUUGGUGCUACUCACUCAUCAAGGUUCAUUCCUCUGAAGUAAUAUGGGAUGUCAGGUUAUUUGAUGCCUUAUUUUACUAGAAUUUUGAUGAAGGCCACAUAUUAUGAAAGAGUUGAGUUUGAAAUGGCAGUGGUCAGCCGAUAAAUAUCUAUUUUUAGUUGUUUGUUAUGACAUUGGUGUCUUAGACUUGUUCUUUUCAAAUGCUCAAUUGAGGGGAGGGCUUGAUGAGUGAUGCUCACAACUCACAAGCCAUAUGUUCAAGUUCUCUCCUGAUUUCCCAGCACACUCAAGUCUUUUCUUGAUUUCUUAACAGUUAAAAUGAAUUAUAGUUUUGUGAGAACCUUUGCACUUUCUUGAUCUCUUCGUGAAUAACUUGUGUUAUUGUGGUUGAGCUUGUGCAUCCUGGGACAUGUUGGAGUUGGCCUAAAUCUUUACAUGUGAGAGUUGUUCUGUGCUUAGCUGGAAGGAUGAUUACCCUAUAAUUUAGGUUCUGGAAUUAAAUGGUGCCUUGAAGGUUCUGGAGUUCAAAAUAUAUGCCGAGAAGGAUGUGCUCUGAAUUAUUAGUUUCUUUUUGGAAUAUGCUGAGCUUAUAGAACAAUUUUCCACAAGCAAAUUGAAAUUGUAACAUAUUUUGGUGUCAAUGGCAUGUGCCAUGUUGGGAAGGUGUCUAAUGAGCUUGACUCGUACUAGUAAAAAUGAUCGUCUUUGACACGAAUGGAAUGUCAAUGGUA
Molecule: messenger RNA, 1250 nt
Organism: Nicotiana tabacum (common tobacco)
Lineage: Eukaryota; Viridiplantae; Streptophyta; Magnoliopsida; Solanales; Solanaceae
Product: small ribosomal subunit protein uS19
Biological process (GO): translation; ribosomal small subunit assembly
Cellular component (GO): ribosome; cytosolic small ribosomal subunit
Molecular function (GO): RNA binding; structural constituent of ribosome
Source: RefSeq, a predicted model, not a curated record